AUGGAGCACUCGGAAGGAGGCGAGCCGAGCCAGCAGCAGCAGCAGCCCUGGGGGAAGCUGAUCCGGCUGGGUGCUGAUGAGGCAGAGCCGCACGUCUUGCUGCUGAAAAGAGAAUGGACAAUUGGUCGGAAGAAAGGUUGUGACUUAUCUUUCCCUGGCAACAAGUUGGUGUCUGGAGAUCACUGUAAAAUCAUAGUGAAUGAAGAAUCUGGUCAAGUGUCAUUGGAAGAUACAAGUACUAAUGGAACAGUAAUUAAUAAACUGAAAGUUGUGAAGAAGCAGACAUACCCUUUGCAGACUGGGGAUGUGAUCUAUGUUGUUUACAGAAAAAAUGAGCCAGAGAACAAUGUUGCUUAUCUUUAUGAAUCCUUAAACACAAACCAUGAUGCAACUCAAGAACCAGUAGAAGUUAAUGUAGAAAACCAAUGCCAUGUGACCAAAGAUACCUCAAGUACAGGAAGAAGUAAUGAUGAGACCCAAAUUACCUCAUCACCAUCAGCUACUCAGUCUUCCUAUGAGGAACCGCAGCCAUCUACUUCUACAUCUAACCUCUUUAAUGCUUCUUCUACCUCUCUUAUUGAGUCUGCAUCUGUUCAGCAGGAUAAUCCUUCUACAUCUGGAUCACAAUCCUCAGUUUUCACUCCUGUGCCUGCUUUCCCCAUCUUAGAAUCUGUUUGUCUAAAAGCAGUGCAUGUCGAACAUGAAAAGCUGGAUACGAGUACUGAAACUUCAGAAAUCACUUCAGAAAUCACUGACAAAGAAAAAGCAGAAUCAGAUUCUCAAAGGACAGGGGAGGAGGAGUGUUUGGAACCUGCUAAGAAGAAACUAAAAGGAGAUGAAGAUGCUUGUCCAAAUCUUUCACCAGCAGCUCCAAGUGAAUGUAUAAUUAAAAUUGGCUCUGAAGAUGCAAAAACAGCAAAUGUGAAACCAGAUAAGAUGGAAGAAACAUUAACUUGCAUUAUCUGCCAAGAACUGCUGCAUGAUUGUGUAAGCUUGCAACCUUGUAUGCAUACUUUUUGUGCUGCCUGCUACUCAGGAUGGAUGGAAAGAUCUUCUCUAUGUCCAACUUGUCGUUGUCCAGUAGAACGUAUUUGUAAAAAUCACAUCUUGAAUAACUUGGUUGAAGCUUAUCUGAUUCAGCAUCCAGAUAAAUGUCGUAAUGAAGAUGAUGUACGUAGCAUGGAUGCUAGAAACAAAAUUACUCAAGACAUGUUGCAACCUAAGGUGCGGAGAUCUUUUUCAGACGAGGAAGGAAGUUCUGAAGAUUUGUUGGAAUUGUCAGAUGUAGAUAGUGAAUCUUCAGAUAUCAGUCAACCAUACAUAGUAUGCAGACAGUGCCCAGGGUAUCGAAGACACUCUGUUCCAACUCUGCCUGGCGCAGGCCAAGAGACAGAAGUGGGAGCAAUGCAAGCACUGGGAGAUGCGCCAUCUACAUCUGCCAACUUCCCUGCAGCUGUCCAGGAAUAUGUGUGUCCUGCUCAAGGAAGCCAUGUAAUAUGCACCUGCUGCUUUCAGCCAAUGCCUGACCGAAGAGCAGAGCGUGAACAGAAUCCUCAUGUUGCUCCUCAGCAAUGUACAGUUUGUCUGCAACCCUUCUGUCACUUAUACUGGGGCUGCACUCGGAUGGCAUGUUUUGGCUGUUUGGCACCAUUUUGUGAAAUAAAUCUUGGUGAUAAGUGUUUAGAUGGAGUCCUAAAUAACAACCACUACGAGUCGGAUAUCCUAAAGGAUUACCUGGCAUCCAGGGGUUUGACAUGGAAAAAUAUGUUAAACGAAAGUCUCUUAGCUCUUCAAAGAGGAGUUUUUAUGUUGUCAGAUUACAGAAUUACUGGGAACACAGUACUUUGCUACUGUUGUGGCCUUCGCAGCUUUCGAGAACUUGCCUACCAGUACAGGCAGAACAUUCCUGUUGCUGAAUUGCCAGUGACUGUCACAUCACGUCCUGAUUGCUACUGGGGGCGCAACUGUCGAACUCAGGUCAAAGCACAUCAUGCCAUGAAAUUCAAUCACAUUUGUGAACAAACACGAUUCAAGAACUGAAUACUUGUAGUCUGUAGAGAGGGGACAAAAACCUGUUACACUGCUUGUACAGUUUAAAGUUCAGGGGAUCUUCUCAGUUCCCCCAUAGCAGGGAAUUAAUAACUUUUGCAUCAGGUAAUCUGGUGUGAACUUUUUAAUUUGUAGAAUUUUACAGCUGUACUGUAUAUUUGUAACUGCGUUUUGCG
Molecule: messenger RNA, 2225 nt
Organism: Cariama cristata (Red-legged seriema)
Lineage: Eukaryota; Metazoa; Chordata; Aves; Cariamiformes; Cariamidae
Gene: CHFR
Product: checkpoint with forkhead and ring finger domains, E3 ubiquitin protein ligase
Exons: 18
Coding region: 1-2040 (679 amino acids)
Biological process (GO): mitotic cell cycle checkpoint signaling; protein ubiquitination; ubiquitin-dependent protein catabolic process
Cellular component (GO): nucleus
Molecular function (GO): ubiquitin-protein transferase activity; protein binding
Source: RefSeq, a predicted model, not a curated record